AUGGUCAGGUUCUGGUCGGGUAUGGGUUCAGCACCUGAACAAGGUUUGUGGGAUCGACUUGGUCUCUAUUCGAACCCCCAAGCCCGGACUACUGUUAUGAACGCUAUUCGAAGAGCUCACGAUGUUGAGCAAAAUGCACAUCUCCUUACUAAUGGAGAUCCUGUUCACCUUCUUCACUCGGUCCACCGUAGACGAAGCCUCCAAAAUGGUUUCAUCGCUGAAAUACCUAAUCUACCAGCAUAUAUUCGAGGCCGUCCUCAAGCUGAGCUUGUUGAGUGUAUGGUAGAUCUUUGUCGUUUCUACCGAGCCUAUGAACCCGUUAAUUGGGGACUCCCUGCACCGAUCAGACGUCCACGGCAGCCACGGGGAACGGCAAAGGCAGCAGAAACUGUACCAGUAACUGCUACUGCACCUGCUCCUACUCUUGCUCCUGCACCUGUACCUGCUCCUGCUCCUGCUCCUGCUCCCGUUCCUACACCCGUUCCUACGCCCGUUCCUACGCCCGUUCCUACACCCGUUCCUACACCUGUGCUAGCAAAGGCACCGACAAAGAAACCUGCACCCGCACGCAAACGAGAGCUAGAUGACACAGGUGACGAUUCUAAUCUUCCAGCUCAAAAGAAGCAGGCAUUGGAGGCUAUGCCAGAGUAUCCAGGCUUAGCAGAUCCAGCGAGCUUAUAUGUCCAGGAGCAAGAGGCUAUCCUAGGAAAGAGAGCACCGCGGGAGAAUUAUGAUGAAGAAAUGGAAGAUGUAUCUGACGAGGAAGAAAGUCUUUCUGCACAGUCCGAAGAACUUUAG
This is a messenger RNA of Penicillium samsonianum, 798 nucleotides long. RefSeq lists its product as uncharacterized. The transcript has a single exon. Bases 1 to 798 code for a protein of 265 amino acids. Lineage: Eukaryota; Fungi; Ascomycota; Eurotiomycetes; Eurotiales; Aspergillaceae. The record is from RefSeq and is a predicted model, not a curated record.